CGUAGCUGGCAUCGUACAAUGCAUCAGUUAACAUUUUGUCGUCGAAUCAAACCCAGCAACAUGAUCGUCAUAAAGUCAACAACAAUCCUCCUACUGGUCGCCUGCGCAGCGGCUUACCCAUACCCGCACCCUGACGAAUGGGAGCCCGAAGGCCACUCGCACACAGAGCACACCAAACCGUACCAUACUACUGUGGUCAAGAAGAUCGGCGUACCGGUACCGCAUCCGGUCGCCGUGUCAGUACCGCAGUAUGUGAAGAUCCCGAUUCCGCAUCCGUACCCAGUGCAUGUCACUGUGGAACAGCCGAUCCAUGUCCCUGUCUAUAAGGUCGUGCCCCAAAUCGUAGAGAAACCCGUGCCCUACACCGUGGAGAAGCCCGUGCCCUAUGACGUCGAGAAGCCGUACCCCGUCGAGGUCGAGAAGAGGGUCGAAAUCCCCGUUCCCAAGCCCUACCCGGUCCACGUGCCGGUCUACAAACACAUCUACCACCACAAGGGAGGCAAGAAGCACUAAACAGAAAAAAAGCUUGUACCGCAAGCGUAUUUUUCUAUUCAUAAAUCAUACAAAUUCAAAUUCGGAAAAGAAAAAUGUUUACAAUGUAAACUGUGUCUUUUACCGUUCGGUAUUGCCAUAUUUGGCUUCAUGUAAAUAAAUAGUUAAAUGGAUGUUUAAGGCUAGUACGUGGGUCCCCACACCGCAGUUGUUCAUUGUGAUAUUUAUUGUGUGUUGAUAUUGUUUGAUCGUUGUUGACUAUUGAGUAAUUGUUGUUAAUUGUACUUUAAUGUUAAGUUUGUUAAAUAAAUAAUGUACAAAAUA
Messenger RNA from Cydia splendana, 816 nucleotides. RefSeq lists its product as uncharacterized. Bases 19 to 513 code for a protein of 164 amino acids. The record is from RefSeq and is a predicted model, not a curated record. The transcript has 3 exons. Lineage: Eukaryota; Metazoa; Arthropoda; Insecta; Lepidoptera; Tortricidae.